GGGAGACAGUCUGGUUCCGUAGCCAGGCCCUUGUACACAUUCUCGUGUUUUGUCUAUGUGUGAAAUCGUUUUUCCAAGUGCUCUGAAAUUCAAUAGCGUCCAGUGGUUAUAAAUUCGACUCAGUAUACUAGACAAUUCACCGAAAAUAACCUCUAACAUGCUGACGGCCCAGCAGAACGAAUUCAAGAUGAUGGACUGCGGCACCGAGACGCUGACCGAUUCCCGUUCCAGCUCCAGCCAGGAUCUGAAAACGCUUUCGGAGAUGGAUCUGCGUAAGCCCCUCAAGGGGAUCGUCGAUGUGCGCUUGAAACAUCCCCUGGAGAACACCUGGACGCUCUGGUAUCUGGAGAACGAUCGCACCAAGUCCUGGGAGGACAUGCAGAACGAGAUCACUAGCUUCGACAUGGUCGAGGACUUUUGGAGCCUGUACAAUCACAUCAAGCCACCGUCGGAGAUUCGAGUGGGCAGCGAUUAUUCGUUGUUCAAGAAGGGCAUACAACCGAUGUGGGAGGAUGAUGCAAACAAGUACGGCGGCCGCUGGGUCAUCAAUAUGGGGCGUGGCUCCAAACUGGAGCUCGACAAGCUCUGGCUAGAUGUGCUACUCAUACUGAUUGGCGAGGCCUUUGAGCACACUGAAGAAGUCUGCGGCGCUGUUAUCAACUUGCGCGGGAAGAGCAACAAAAUUUCAAUUUGGACCGCCAACGGGCACAACGAGCUGGCCGUCAUGGAGAUUGGACUCAAGCUACGCGACCUGCUCGUCCUGCCGCCACACCAACUGCAGUACCAGCUGCACAAGGACUCGAUGUCCAAGCAGGGAUCGGUGGUCAAAGCGGUUUAUUGCGUGUAAGCCGCCCCGGUUGUGAAUGCACAUGCAACCACCACCCAUAUUUCCAUGGCCGCUUUGGCCGGCUGCUGUUUUCAGCGCGUGUAUCCAAAAAAAUGUAAAAAAAAAUGUAUCGUGACACAGAACGGGUUUUAUGAAUUUGACAAUGUUAAAAAUUGCAAAGAAAUCUGUAAAUAUAUAGACUAUACUACA
Drosophila subpulchrella is the source of this 1036-nucleotide messenger RNA. It is a transcript of the gene eIF4E4, whose product is annotated as eukaryotic translation initiation factor 4E1. The record is from RefSeq and is a predicted model, not a curated record. Lineage: Eukaryota; Metazoa; Arthropoda; Insecta; Diptera; Drosophilidae. Gene Ontology annotation, molecular function: translation initiation factor activity; RNA 7-methylguanosine cap binding. Gene Ontology annotation, biological process: translational initiation. Bases 158 to 847 code for a protein of 229 amino acids. Gene Ontology annotation, cellular component: cytoplasm; eukaryotic translation initiation factor 4F complex. The transcript is spliced from 4 exons.